Molecule: messenger RNA, 1137 nt
Organism: Sander lucioperca (pikeperch)
Lineage: Eukaryota; Metazoa; Chordata; Actinopteri; Perciformes; Percidae
Product: diablo homolog, mitochondrial
Exons: 6
Coding region: 97-810 (237 amino acids)
Biological process (GO): intrinsic apoptotic signaling pathway in response to oxidative stress; neuron apoptotic process
Cellular component (GO): mitochondrion
Source: RefSeq, a predicted model, not a curated record
CCACGAGAGGGCGACAGUGUUCAGUCUUUGACAGCUUCAAAGCCGCGGAACCUUUGCUGAGUGACGACGAACAACAUUUUACUGUGGCGGACCAACAUGGCCGCGCUGGGGAGGGUGAUAACCUGUUUCCGUCUCCUCAGGAGUUCAGCACGUGUCCUGUUCAGCAGCAGAAGACCUGCAGUCCAUACAGCGGGCAAAUGGACAAAUAUUGUGUGUACAGGUAUAGCGUCUUUGACUGUGGGCUGUGGGCUGUGUGCUGUACCUUUCAGACAGGUUGAAAACCUCUCUCAUGACUCUCUGAUCAAACGAGCAGCCUCUCUGGUUACAGACAGUUCAAGCUCUUUUCUCUCUCAGACCACUUUGGCUCUUAUAGAUGCCAUCACGGAGUACUCAAAAGCUGUACACACACUCAUUGCCCUCCAAAGGCGAUAUUUGGAUUCACUGGGAAAACUGACUCCAGCAGAAGAGGAUACAAUCUGGCAGGUGAUCAUUGGCCAGCGUUCAGAGGUUAGUGACAAACGAGAUGAAUGCAUGCGUUUUGAGUUGAACUGGGUCAACGCCGUCAAGCUGUGUGAAACGGCAGCCGAGGCAGCAUACAUCUCAGGAGCUGAACAUGCAUCCAUCACAGUGAGGACAAACAUUCAGGUGGCCCAGUCGCAGGUGGAGGAGGCCCAGAAACUGUCUGUAGAUGCAGAUGCGAAGUUGGCUGAGACUAAAGUAAUGGAGGUUGAAAGGGUGUCCCAAUAUGUUGCCUCCUUAGAGAAGAGUGAUGAGGACGAGGUGCCUGAGGCUUAUUUAAGAGAAGACUGAAACAAAUAUCCUGAGUUUUAGAAAACAAGAAAACAUAAAAAAGUUUAUUUGCUUUCAAAGUAAAUAUCUUUUAAUGUCUUCUCUCUUUUUAGUCUUUAACAUGUUUGUCUGUGACUCGUUAUGUAGAUUGUGCUCAAAUGUGCUUACAUCUGCACAUAAUCGGCAAUAUAAAAAAAAUAAUGUUGAAUAAUGACUAUCAACUGCUUCUGCAGUAUAGAGGAUUAAGUUUCGAUCCACUAUUUAUUGUAUUGUGACUCGACCAGCAUCUGAUUUUUUUGUUAUAUUUUGUCAAAAUUCAUUGUAAUAAAAACAAGACAGUAAUAAAAC